GACGUAUAUAAAAGGGUGCGGGAGGCGGGAAUUUUUUUUUGCCUCGUCGUAAAGAAUCUUUUCCUCUCUUUUGCAUCUUUCUUCAAUUGAAUCUUUUCUUCAUCCCCUUUCAUCUUUCUCUUUUUUUUGUUACAAACAUUUCCUUUCCGCGCUAAUCACAAGUCUUGAAGCGAUUUACACUCUACCUCUACAUUUUUAUUGAGCAGUAGAGGAAAAGACCAAAAAAAAAAAACCUAGACAAGUGAUAAAACCAAGGCGAAAUCGCACGGACACUCAGUCCAGUGACGGCAAAUAAUAAUAAAAAAUAGUGGCACCCUUUCUUUCUUUUUUUUUUGUUAUUGUUUGCACAACCUUUCUUUAAGCACUCUAUUCCUAUCGUCUGUCUCUCGCAUCCUUCUCUCUCUCUUUUCUUUCUUUUCACCCCCUCUUCCUCUUUCGUUAUGGCAAACAACACUGUGACAUCCGUCUAUAGGUUUGUCAUCGACGACGUGAUCACCAAUGUUCGUCGUGACUUUGAGGAUAUGGGUGUUGAUGAAACUAUCCUGCAUGAGCUUCAAAGAUCUUGGGAAAACAAGGUCGCCCAGUCUAGGGUGACUUCCUUCCAAACCUCGGAGACGUCUGCUCCUGCAGAUAAUUUUCCGUUUGAGGAAUCUUCAUACGAUCAACCUGUUACUACAUCUGCUGCUCCUUCUGCUCCAGCUGCUCCCGCCACUACUGCUUCAGCAUCUGCCGCCUCCGCAACUCAGAAUGCGGGCUCCGCUCCUGCGCCUAGCACGGCCCCACCUGCUUCAGCUACAUACAACUAUCGUGUAGAGCAGACACCAGCGGCGAAUCUCCCCAAUGUUGCCUCGGGAACUUUACCGGGAGACAAUAGUAAUGUAGGACGUCCUCAGCAACAUGUACCGCCUCGUCCUCCUACCUCCAACAAUAGCAACACUAAUAGUAGUAAUAAUAAUAACAUAUCGCUUCCUGGAGGCGGGAGGAAUGGUAAUAGCGACGCUUCCAAUAUCCCACAAACAGAUGGUUCUAACGACAUCACAGAGCUCGAGUUUAUGAGCACCGUAGAGAUGGAUGCGUACCUAGAAAGACGAUUUAAGGAGGCUAAAGCGGAGCAAUUAUCGGGUCAAGCGCCUGGAGAGAUGACUUUUACAUUAACGCUUUCGGAUCGAGCGGCACGUAAGGCUAAGCGCGAUGGAUUUGAAGGAUUCUCAAUUGGUCAGGUGGAUGGAGAGGACGAUGAAGAUGACGAUACUGGGCUUGGAUCAGAUCUGGACGAUAGUGAUAACGAUAUGGACGAUGAAUCGGAUAAUAUUGUAUUAUGCCAAUACGAUAAAGUAUCAAGAACGAAGAGCAAGUGGAAAUGCGUACUAAAGGAUGGGAUCAUGUUGAUUAAUGGUCGCGACUAUUUAUUCCACAAGGCCAAUGGAGAUUUUGAAUGGUAGUCAAUAGACCAGACCUUCUUUAUUUUUUUUUUUUUUUU
Lobosporangium transversale is the source of this 1480-nucleotide messenger RNA. RefSeq names its product transcription factor IIA, alpha/beta subunit. Gene Ontology annotation, biological process: transcription by RNA polymerase II; transcription initiation at RNA polymerase II promoter. NCBI's taxonomy places the organism in Eukaryota, Fungi, Mortierellomycota, Mortierellomycetes, Mortierellales, Mortierellaceae. The record is from RefSeq and is a predicted model, not a curated record. The transcript is spliced from 4 exons. The coding region runs from base 441 to 1442 and encodes 333 amino acids. Gene Ontology annotation, cellular component: transcription factor TFIIA complex.